Triticum dicoccoides is the source of this 849-nucleotide messenger RNA. Its product is annotated as stress-response A/B barrel domain-containing protein HS1-like. Lineage: Eukaryota; Viridiplantae; Streptophyta; Magnoliopsida; Poales; Poaceae. The record is from RefSeq and is a predicted model, not a curated record. The coding region runs from base 228 to 575 and encodes 115 amino acids. Gene Ontology annotation, biological process: pollen tube adhesion. The transcript has 2 exons.
CCAGAACGAAUCCCAGAUCCGCUCACCACUUGGGUGAAAUAACACUACACGCUAGUCAACUCAAACCAUCCGCUCCAGGGCAAACUGCCUGUAUAAAGCGGUGGCCGGACAAGAAGCUCACCAACACCAAGAAACCACACCACCGCCGAGCAAACAAGCGGGGAGGAGAGGAGACGGCGGUGCACUGCACAGAGGCGGCCAGCAGCACAAACAAGCCGGGACUGACGAUGGCUGCGGCGGCCGGUGCGGGGAGCGGCGGUGGCGGCGUGGUGAAGCACCUCGUCAUCGUGAAGUUCAAGGAGGACGUGACGCCGGAGCGGCUGGCCGGCCUCAUCCGCGGCUACGCCGGCCUCGUCGACAAGGUCCCCUCCAUGAAGGCCUUCCACUGGGGAACCGAUGUGAGCAUAGAGAACUUGCAUGACGGGUUCACGCACGUCUUCGAGUCCACCUUCGAAAGCACAGAGGGAGUCAGGGAGUACGUUUACCACCCAGCACACGUCGAGUUUGCAACUGAUUUCUUGGGUUCAACGGAGAAAGUCCUCAUAAUCGACUUCAAGCCGGCAGCAGGCAACUAAUGGUUUCGGCCAAGUGAGACACUCUGAGCUUCUGUUGCCGCCUGCCUUACCGGUGUUGCUUGUUUUUGUGUUUGUGUUCGCAUUUCAUCUGGUAUUCACAAGUUAUGUACCUUGUGCUAAAUAAAUCCGUUCGACCGGUUGUGUCUGUUGAGAAUAGUGGCUGAAUUUGGUGUAACUGUGUUCUGACCUUUUGUAGCACUUAAUAAUCAGUAUUAUGUGUGAAAGGUUCUCUUAGUUACUGCCAUCCUUUUUAAUUCCAUAUUAUCCAGAUGUA